Messenger RNA from Radiomyces spectabilis, 717 nucleotides. RefSeq lists its product as uncharacterized. The transcript is spliced from 3 exons. Gene Ontology annotation, biological process: transcription by RNA polymerase III. NCBI's taxonomy places the organism in Eukaryota, Fungi, Mucoromycota, Mucoromycetes, Mucorales, Radiomycetaceae. The coding region runs from base 1 to 717 and encodes 238 amino acids. The record is from RefSeq and is a predicted model, not a curated record. Gene Ontology annotation, cellular component: transcription factor TFIIIC complex.
AUGCCACGCGAAGGAUUCGUAGAAAAGACGUAUUUGAAGUGCCUUCGCCACGAUCAGUGGGGACCGUUGCCAGACAAUUUGAUCGAUGUAUCCGAUUUGCAAGAGAAAGUCUGCUUUGAACACGUACACGCACGACGAUCGGAAUGGCAGUGUGUUGAUGACAGCGAAGCUGCACCUUAUCUACCGGAUCUCAAUACACGGAAAGUGGCACUUGGGAUCCAAGAGAUUCACACUGUUGAAUUGUCGAGAUUUGACAGCGAAAGCUUAAAUAAACACAUGUCACUCAAGUAUGGAUUCGUAAUCAAUACGGGUGGAUCGGUAUGGGGACUCGACUUUGCGCCGAAACGACCUUCCGUCGACACGGAACCCCUGAUUCAGUAUUUGGCGGUCGCUGGUUACCGCGGGACGGAAAACGAACAUCAUACCUACAUUGAGACACAGACGGGAUAUAAGAAUUGUGUUCAGAUAUGGCGAUGUCAGACGUCGAUUCAUGCGGAAGAAACUGAUCCCGUAUUGGAUCUGUGUCUGUUGCAUGAUUACGGUACCGUCAGUCAGUUGAAAUGGUGUCCUUACGGCGUGUAUGAAGAAGUAAGGUUGCGGGACGGGUGGGAGACUAUGGCAUGGCUUUUUGAUAUCAACUGUGAAAUGGACUGUUCUAUUAGGAGACCACUAGCCAACAAGAAACCGAUCUUCCUAAACUGGGUAUCCUCACCAUAG